Messenger RNA from Brassica oleracea var. oleracea, 531 nucleotides. RefSeq names its product protein RALF-like 9. The record is from RefSeq and is a predicted model, not a curated record. Lineage: Eukaryota; Viridiplantae; Streptophyta; Magnoliopsida; Brassicales; Brassicaceae. Bases 129 to 368 code for a protein of 79 amino acids. The transcript has a single exon.
AGCAGAUACCAAAUACAAUUAAAUAUAUAAACACAAAAUAAUUGAGCUCCUAGUCGGGGUUUCUCUUAUAAACUAUUUAUUUAUUUAAUUUGUUUGGAAAAUAAAAAUAACAAAUAAUUAAUAAUAAUAUGGGGAUGUCUGAAAGUAUCAAGGUUAUUGUCUCUCUCUUUCUUGUGGUGUUAUUGGCUCUUGCAGCAACUCAGACAGAGUCAAGAUACAUAAAUUAUCAUGCCCUUCAUGGAGAUCACAGUUUGAUUUGUGAUAAAGCGAACCCAAGCACCUGCAAGAAGGAAGAAGCCAAUCCUUAUACCAGAGGAUGCGAGAUAAUCGAUCGUUGUCGUGGUCAAUCUCUAGGCCCAAAAAUGUGAAUCGACCAAGUAGAGUACCACCCUUGGUUAAUUUUACAAAUGAUAUCUCCAUAUUAAUAUUAGAUGAUUAAUUUCAUUCAUUAUUUAUUUAUACUCUGUAUUGGUUUGUAACUGAUUGUUACCCUAUCAUUUAUGAUCAUAUAAAACAAAUAUAUUUAUGUUA